Messenger RNA from Paramecium octaurelia, 1603 nucleotides. The record is from the annotation of a GenBank genome assembly. NCBI's taxonomy places the organism in Eukaryota, Ciliophora, Oligohymenophorea, Peniculida, Parameciidae.
AAUUGCACUCAGCAUAAUGUUAUAUAAACAGAGUUACUGCUUUUAAAAUCUCUAAAAAAUGAAACCAAAAUCAGAAGGAUUAAAAAUAGAGAGGAAAACUCCAAAAUUUCCCUUUGAAGUAGUAGACUAAAGUAAAAUUAUUUAGUAGGGAAUUAAUAAAGGCAUAAAUGAAUUUAAACCAAAACCUCCUAAUAAAGAUAAAACAAAUACAUAAGUGAACUAACAAUAAGUGGAAUAUAGAGAACAAAGUUAAAGUAGAACUAGGGCCUUCUCACACUAAAAUUAAGCUAAUAAAUAGAAAUUUAUUAAACUUGAUAAUAAACCCAAUCUAUAAACUUACAAAUAAAUUCAUCAAUCAACUAAUCCCUAAACUGACCCAUAAACUAAAAAAUAAAUUAACCCGUAAACUCAUCCAUAAACUAACGAAUAAAUUAACCCUUAAACUAGCCCAUAAACUAAUACUAAUCCAUAAGGUGAGGAUAAUAUUGAUGCUGAAGUUUAACACGAUUAUGAUCUCAUCGAUGUUUCUAAUAAUAAUGAAUACCAGAAAUUACUAAUAUAUACUCAUAUUCUAUUUUAUUAUAAUAACAAAUAAUAGAAUCUUGAAAAACAAUCAUAAUCUCAAUAAAGAUGCCUUAAAAUAAGUGGGAAAUUGUAUAAUACAUUGUUUGAUCAUGAUAAAAAUCCUUCCUAUAUCAUUUAGGAGGGAGAAUUCUUAGUUGACUUAAAUAAAAAGUAAUUUAAAUUGGAUGGGUAAGGAAUAGAAUAUUAAGGAAAAUCUAAUAUGGUGAAAAUUUAAGGGGAGUUUAAGUAAGGAGUAUAAGCGUAGAAGAUAUCUUCAUCUUAAAAUAAAUCUCAAUAUAAAUCAUUUAGUGUCGAGCCAAGAAGAAUUAAAAUAAUGGAGAUUAUUGAUGGAUAACCAAUACAAAUACAUAAUAGAAUCGAAAAGAAAAGUAUUUGGUGUAAAUAUAAUCAAUAAUUUUGUUAAAGAGAUUUAGAUAUAUUUAAAAAUAAUUAGUGGCUAAAUAGUAGUAUAAUUGAUUGCUAUGUUUUAUAUCUUAACAAAAAAAGCGAAGAAGAAUAUUUUAACUCACCUUAAGAUAAAAGACGAUAAAUAAAUCGAAUCUACUUUGUUACUAGUAGUUUAACCACAAAUAUUAGUAAAUUAAACAAUAUCUAACAAGGGAAUGAUUUAUUUCAAUAGCACUUUCUUGAAUUUUAAGAAUUAAAAUAUACGAUUUAAACUAUUUAUUCCAAAGUUGGGUUCCCUGUUGUUUCAAAUAGCCAUUGGUUUUUUUUAUUAUUUGAUUUAAAAGAAAACAAAGUAGAAAUUUUUGAUUCUUUAUCAAAAAGUUUAAAUUCUAAUAAAAGAUUAAUCACAAGACUGUCAGAGUUAUUAAUGCUAAAAAAUCCAAAAUAAAGCAUAAAUGGAAACUCUGGUUCAUAAAAUGAUAGUUAUUCAUGUGGAUAUCAUGUUUGUUGUUUUAUGAAAAUGUGCCAUAAAGCUCAAUUUUCAAAUUCAUCUUAAUAUUAAUAUGAUGAGAAAGAAAUGAGGGGAAUUUUAAGAGAUUUGAUUGAUUAUUAAGAUAAUAAAUCACAGUGA